Molecule: messenger RNA, 1425 nt
Organism: Dufourea novaeangliae
Lineage: Eukaryota; Metazoa; Arthropoda; Insecta; Hymenoptera; Halictidae
Gene: betaTub65B
Product: tubulin epsilon chain
Exons: 9
Coding region: 1-1425 (474 amino acids)
Biological process (GO): mitotic cell cycle; microtubule cytoskeleton organization
Cellular component (GO): microtubule; cytoplasm
Molecular function (GO): structural constituent of cytoskeleton; GTP binding
Source: RefSeq, a predicted model, not a curated record
AUGAGUCAGUUUAUUACAGUACAAGUUGGACAAUGUGGGAAUCAAAUUGGUUCUGCCUUUUGGCCUUUGGCUUUACACGAGUAUGGUAUACAGACUGAAACUAGCGGAACAAAUCUACUUAAAAUCCAACAAAGUAGUAUUAAAAACAUAAAUGAAGUGUUGGACACAUUUCAUAGUUUUUUUUUGGUACCUGAUAGUUCAAACAUUUCAUGCCUGAAGACUAUCACAGAUUUAAAAAAAGCUAAAGUGAAAGCUAGGGCAAUAUUAAUCGAUAUGGAAGAUAAUGUAAUAGCAGGAUUAAAAAGAAGCAGUUUGCAAGAUUUAUAUGAAGAAACUUCUAUGGUGUCAAGUUAUCCAGGAUCUGCAAAUAAUUGGGCUAUAGGCUAUCAUGAUCAUGGUACAAGAUAUUACGAGAAAUUAGAGAAUGCUAUAAGACGUAUGGUAGAAAAGUGUUGUCAAUUGCAUGGUUUCUUAAUUAUGCAUUCUGUAGGAGGUGGUACUGGCUCUGGUUUAGGAACAGCCACCUUGAAGUUACUAGCUGAUUAUUAUCCUAGAAUAGAUAGAUUGGUAUCUUGCAUAUAUCCAACAUUUAUGCAAGAUGUUGUCACUGCUCCAUACAAUGCGCUGUUAGCGACACGAGAACUUUUAGAGCAUGCAACAUGCGUAUUUCCUGCCGAUAAUACAUCGUUGAUGGAAAUAUGCACAUUGCAAUCAAAGAAAAGGGAAAACAUGGAUCAAAUAAAUUACAAUGUCUCGUGCAGACCAUUUCAUGACAUGAAUAGUAUUGUUGUAAAUAUGCUUCUUCACUUAACUAGUGGGUCUCGAUUUCCCGGCACCUUAAACAUGGAUAUGAAUGAAAUAGCAACGAAUCUUGUAGCAUAUCCAAAACUACAUUACAUAUACAGCAGCGUUAGUCCAAUAGCGUUAACGGCAUCGACAAUGCAAGGAACAAAGCUACAAGACGAAUUGUUCACCAAUCUAUGGUUACGAAGCAAUCGACUGAUCAAAAUAGAUCCACAGCAGCCUGGUUCAGUAAUUUUUAGCGGCGCCCAUAUUGCAAGAGGGAAUUGUUCUGUGACCGAUCUAAAGCGAAACAUAAAAAGAUUUCAAGAUAAAGUUAAUUUCACGGCAUGGAGUAAGGAAGCUAUGAAAAUAGGUUUGUGCUCCAUACCCCCCGCUGGUCAUUCAGCCUCCGUUUUGUGCCUCUUAAACUCUUCCGCGAUGUCGUCGUUAUUUACAAAUAUUGUAGAACAAUUUAGAACAUUAUAUAGGAGGAAGGCACAUGUGCAUCAUUACACGCAAGUACAGGGCUUUGAAGAAGCUCAUUUUUUCGAUAGCAAAGAGUCAAUUGCAAACCUAAUUACACAGUACACAGAACUACAAAGGCAAAAGCAAAUUAAUGUUCCUAGACUACAGGUAAUUUAA